CUUUCAUUAUUAGUCAACUCAACCAACUUAACCAGCAAUAACCUUAAUUUCUCCAUCCAUCUCUACUCAAUUCUUAACUUUAUCUAUCAGACAACGGCGCGGUGGUGAUGGGGGACAAAAGAGCAACACCGACGGCGGUGAAGCAGCUGUCGCGAUGGAUUCGAAGCAGAUCGGUGAGACAGCAAGUAGGCAUGGCGUCAAUGGCAGCUUUUAUACUACUCAUUUUAAUGAAAGUCUUCGUUAAAAAUUACACUUAUUUCUAUGUCGCUGCUCAACUUGCUCAUUCUAUUGGCAUCUUAGUCUUAAUUUACAAGCUCACCAUCACCAAAACUUGUUCCGGUUUAUCAUUAAAGACUCAAGAGCUUACGUCGAUAUUCUUAAUCAUGAGGAUCAUAUGUCAUUUCAUGUACAUACGGGAUAUUUACAUUGUACUUGAUUCUAUAACCCUCGGAUCUACUCUUUGGGUUAUCUAUAUGAUACGGUAUAAGUUGAAGAAUACCUACUUGCAAGAUCUUGACAAUAUGCCUUUCUACUACGUGCUGGUGCCUGCCUUUGUUAUCGCAUUUGUAGGCAAUCCUGGAGUUGGAAUUAGCGGACUGUUCUAUAUGUAUAGUAAGGUCAUUGAAGCCGUUUCAGUGCUCCCUCAGCUUCGCCUAAUACAAAAUGCUAAGGUGGUUGAACCAUUUACUGCACACUAUGUCUUUGCCCUUGGUGUUGCAAGAUUCUUCUCAUGCGCAAAUUGGAUUAUCUUGCUUAUUGACACCAAAGGAACAAUGUUGACAAGCAUAGGGAGCGGACAUCUUUAUUUAUUAAUAAUACUUCUCGCUGAGGUGGUUCAAACUUUCAUCUUGGCAGAUUUCUGUUAUUACUAUGUUAAGAGUGUAGUGGAGGGACAAAGCAUGAUGCGGCUGCCUUCAAUGGUCUGAACCAGUCCAGGAUAAGUUUCCGGGAGCUGCGGCAAUAAACUAUCUUCAUAAUGCUUGCUUUGUAGUUGCCUGCCGCCAACAACGAACCAACCCCUGUACAUCAGGGAAUAAGGAGAGUAGGCGUCCAGUUUGUAGCUACACUUGAUGAGUAAAUGUGAAGAAUUAGGGCAAUAGAGAUUCAUGUUUAGCUGGAAGCAGCUUCUGUAUAUUAGAAUUAGAAAUAAAACUGCUUGUUUGAUCUACUGUUUUAUCGUCUGAUAUUUGAUCUACUAUUGUUACUCUUA
Messenger RNA from Spinacia oleracea (spinach), 1210 nucleotides. RefSeq lists its product as uncharacterized. The coding region runs from base 108 to 926 and encodes 272 amino acids. The transcript has 6 exons. Gene Ontology annotation, biological process: protein retention in ER lumen. The record is from RefSeq and is a predicted model, not a curated record. Gene Ontology annotation, cellular component: membrane. Gene Ontology annotation, molecular function: ER lumen protein retrieval receptor activity. Lineage: Eukaryota; Viridiplantae; Streptophyta; Magnoliopsida; Caryophyllales; Amaranthaceae.